AUGGCCAAAAUCCACAAUGUGGCCGGAUCGUCGAAAAUUUCCACCCAAAAACGGCCGACGGAUGGGGGGCCCACGGCCUUUUACGACCUCCACGCAGGCCCCAGGGCCUACGUCGGCCGCCCCCGCCCCUUUAUUAACCCAUAUAACGAACGAUACGCUAACGGAACCCACGCAGGCCCAAAGGCCGACCAGGGUUCCCACCCAGGUCCAAAGGCCUUCCAGGGCUCCCACCCAGGUCCAAAGGCUUUCCAGGGCUCCCACCCGGGUCCAAAGGCCUGCAAAGGCCUCCACGCAGGGCCCGGGACUUUCCAAAACCUCCACGCAGGGCCCAGGACCUUCCAAAACCUCCACGCAGGGCCCAAGGCCUACGCAGGCCCUUAA
Molecule: messenger RNA, 381 nt
Organism: Pyricularia pennisetigena
Lineage: Eukaryota; Fungi; Ascomycota; Sordariomycetes; Magnaporthales; Pyriculariaceae
Exons: 2
Coding region: 1-381 (126 amino acids)
Source: RefSeq, a predicted model, not a curated record